Messenger RNA from Octopus bimaculoides (California two-spot octopus), 3441 nucleotides. RefSeq names its product insulin-degrading enzyme-like. Gene Ontology annotation, biological process: peptide catabolic process. NCBI's taxonomy places the organism in Eukaryota, Metazoa, Mollusca, Cephalopoda, Octopoda, Octopodidae. Gene Ontology annotation, molecular function: metal ion binding; metalloendopeptidase activity. Gene Ontology annotation, cellular component: mitochondrion; cytosol. The record is from RefSeq and is a predicted model, not a curated record.
CUCUCUAAUGAAAGAAAUUGAUUCAUCACGUUUGUUUCACAUAUGGACUCUGCUUUCAUUGUGAUCCUCACACAACAACAACAGCAACAGCAUUAAACAUCAUCUAAACAGAUAUAAGAAUCAUAUUCAUGAUAGUCAUUGUUAUAGUGAACGAUUCAAGUGUCGGUCGACUUUGUAUUGAACAUUGAGAACGAAGAAGAUUAAAUAGCAUUUAAUAAGAGUGAAAAGAAAUCAGCCUCUCGUUGCUAACAUAUUCUGUAGCGCUCCAAUUUAAAUCGAUUCCUGAAUUCUUCUUCUCGUGACAUUUUGGAGCAACAGUUGCAAAGAUGGUGUCCAGCACAAUUGAAAAAACAUACGAAGACGAUAAGUUCAUCAAAUCUGAAGGUGACAAGCGCAAGUACCGUGGUCUGGAAAUCAGCAACGGAAUGAAGAUCCUGCUGAUUAGUGAUCCUGAAACAGACAAAUCUGCUGCCGCCAUUGACGUCCACAUUGGUGAUAUGUGUGACCCCAAAGACUUACCUGGUCUUGCACAUUUCUGUGAACACAUGUUGUUCCUUGGAACCACGAAAUAUCCUCAGGAAAAUGAAUAUUCAAAGUUUGUCACUAACCAUGGUGGUACGUAUAAUGCCUCUACAUCCCCAGAACACACCAACUUCCACUUUGAAGUAAACCCAGCUGGACUUCAAGGUGCACUGGACAGAUUCGCCCAAUUCUUCAUCUCUCCCCUCUUCACCCCUUCUGCGACGGAGAGAGAAGUGAAUGCUGUUAACUCAGAACACAACAAGAACAUCCAGGACGACAACUGGAGGCUGCAACAGUUGGAGAGAACGGUUUCGGACCCAAGUCAUGACUACUGCCGUUUUGGAACAGGUAACAAAGGGUCAUAUCCUAAAAAAAAAAAAAGCAGAAAUAUUAAAAGAUUCACAACCAUUUUAAAAUUCUGUCAGUCCUGUUGUUUUUCUCAGACCAUUCCUAUUGAAUGUUUUUUUUUUUUAUUGCUUUCAGAAUCCCUUGAUGAACUGACUUCAAUGGUUCUACCAUUGUUUGAUAAAGUUGUCAAUAAAAAUGUUGAGAUUCCUGUUUGGAAUGAACAUCCAUGUGGCAGUGAACAAGUGAAGACCAGAGUUAUUACGGUGCCUGUAAAAGACCUCAGAAAUUUAGCCAUUGUUUGGCCAAUUCCUGAUAUCCAAGCUUACUAUAAAUCCAAUCCCGGAUUUUAUUUGGCACAUUUACUUGGACAUGAAGGACGCAACAGUCUCCAUGCUGAGCUGAAAGCUAAAGGUUGGGUGAACACCCUUUAUGUCUACAUCAAAUCAAGGGUCCAUGGCUUUAUGUUCUUCACUCUUGCAGUAGAUUUAACAGAAGAUGGAAUGGAGCAUGUCAACGACAUCGUCACAUUGACCUUCCAGUAUCUGAACAUGUUGCGCAAAGAAGGGCCCCAGGAGUGGAUAUUUAAAGAAUUUCAGAGUCUCAGCAAUAUGACAUUCCGCUUUAAAGACAAAGAGAAUCCUCGUAAUUACGUGGUUCACUUGACAGACAAUCUCCAGACUUUUGAAAUGACUGAUGUUUUGUGUGGUGAGGAUAUCUGGCGUGAGUAUCGUCCUGACUUGAUAAACGAGAUUCUGGCUCUGCUUAUUCCUGAGACCGUCAGAAUCUUUGUCAUUGCCAAAUCAUUUGAUGGAAAAACUGACCAGAAGGAACAUUACUAUGGCACUGACUAUAAAGUUGAAAAAAUUGAUGAAUCUGUCUUGGAGACAUGGAGAAACUGUGAAACGCAUGAAAACCUUCAGCUUCCAAUCCCAAAUGAAUUUAUUCCAACCAAUUUUGAAAUCUUUAAAAGAGAGAAAGAUUCAUCUCCUUUGCCAGAAAUUAUAAAGGAUUCCACAAUGUCACGGUUAUGGUUCAAACAAGACGACAAGUUCCUGCUUCCUAAAGCCUACCUCAGUUUUGAAUUCCGAAGUCUUCUCGCUAACGUCGACCCCGUUCACACUAAUAUGACCGUGCUGUUUUUGAGUGCCUUCCGCGAUGCCCUCAACGAGUACACCUACCAUGCUGAAAUCGCAGGACUUUUCUAUUCUUUGGACAUCACAUCGUAUGGACUCGGACUUUAUGUCCAAGGUUACAACGAUAAACAAUCAGUUUUGUUGAAGAAAAUCAUGGAGAAGUUUCUUAAUUUUACUGUAGAUCCAAAGCGUUUUGCUAUUCUCAAGGAAUCGUAUAGUCGGACUUUGAGUAACUUUGCUGCUGAGCAGCCCCACCAACACACCAUGUAUUAUCUGACUAUUUUAAUGACUGAACAAAUGUGGACCAAACAACAACUGCUGGAAGCAGUCGAAGACAUCACCUGUGAUGAUCUUCAGGCUUUUAUUCCGUUACUGCUGUCUAAGAUGUAUAUUGAGGGCCUGGUCUAUGGAAACACUUCUCAAGAGAAAGCCUUGGAUCUGUUGAAUAUGAUAGAAGACAUGUUGCUAGAGAAAUCGGUGAAGCCACUGCCUCACAGCCAGCAGCGAUUUUACCGAGAACAUCAACUCUUGGAUGGUGACCACUAUUUAUACAAAGUGACCCAGGAUGUGUGGAGCAGCUCAGCUGUGGGCAUCUACUUGCAGACCGGAGUCCAGAGCACUCAGUCCAACAUGAUCUUGGAACUGUUCUGUCAAGUCAUCAAGGAAUUCUGCUUUACUGUGCUACGUACACAAGAACAACUGGGUUACUUAGUCCACAGUGGUAUUCGAAGGUCAAGAGGGGUCCAGGGAAUGCUGCUGAUGGUCCAGACUGACCACUCUGCUGAUCAUGCAGAAGGACGGAUGGAAGCAUUCUUACAUUCUGUGAAGAACUACUUGGACAACCUAACCGAGGACGAAGUGUCAGUGAAUAUCCAAGGCUGGGCAGGGAAACGCCUGGAGGCCCCCAAGGAACUCCUCACACAGAAUUACAAAUACUGGGUCGAGAUAACAAGUCAACAGUACAACUUUGACAGAGAUAAUAUUGAAGUUGAAUAUUUGAAAACUCUUACCAAAGCAGACCUGAUUAAUUUCUAUAAUAUCAAUGUCGCCUACGAUGCCAUUUCUAGACAUAAGUUAACUGUACAUGUGGUGCCCUCUAGUGUCGUUCAGAAGGUCAACGAAACCUGCACCAAGUCCCAGGAGGGUCUCUCCCCAAUUCCGCCAUUCCAGAAGCCAACUGAGAUCUCUGACAUCGUAGCGUUCAAACGAAGCCUUGCUCUCUACCCAUUGCCCAAGCCUUUCAUAGACAUCACAAAAACAGCCAAAUCUAAGUUGUGAGUCACGCGACGCCACUGACUGUUCACCUUUCCUCUUCAGCUCUUCUCACUUUUAAUCUUUUUUAGUUCCCAUUUGCUCUAUUUGAGAGCAAACUGUUAACCUUCAGCAAACAGUACCGUCACUCUCAACACUGCCGAUAUAUACAUAUAUAUACAUAUAU